AUGUUACACCGAUAUUCUAAUGAAGUGGCUGCCCUUUUUAUCUUUCUACUAUCGUUAUUUACUCUUAUUGCCACGCCGUUUGUAGUGCCAUUGUGGUGGCGGGAGCGCUCCUGGCUCGAUAUUAUCCUUUUUAUAUUAAGUUUCCUCUUUUUUAGUCGUUUGACUGCCCGGGGUGCUCGCUGUCGAUGGCCGGCUCGCGUUGACUUUCGGGGCCGCGUGGCGCUGGUUACGGGGGCGAGCUCGGGCAUCGGCUUUGAGGUCGCCGCGCAGCUCGCCGCGCAUGGAUGGACGGUGAUUUUAGCUGGCCGUCAUCUGGAAAGACUGCUCUACGCGAGAGGGCGUAUUGAUGCCCAACUCGCACGACAACAAGCCGCUGCCGCCGCGGCAGGGUCCAACCAAGCCGCCUUCGGUGGCAGGGCCUUCGUGUUGGAUCCAGUCGAGCUCUCGGACAAGGUGUCUGUGCGCCGGUUUGCCUCCACGGUUCUCUCAGUGCAGGAACGAUACCCUCUUGCGCUGCUCGUGAACGCCGCGGGGGUGUUGCGUCGGCAUCUCCGUUACUCCUCGAGCAAAGACUGGUGGGAUGUGGAGGAGAUGCUUGCGGCGAACGCGAUCGGCCCUAUGAUGCUCACCGAGCUGCUGCUCCCCGCGCUCGUUCAGACGGCGGAGCGGUCGGGGCUUCCUUCGCGGGUCGUGAAUGUGGCCUCGAGCUGCCAUACUUUUUUAGGCUUUGGAAGGACGACGUUACGGGGCGACCCCAUUAGUAUGAUUUGCAAUCUCAGGAAGAACGCGGAGCUGUUGAAGCCUCCAGGCAUCUCUGCGGGGCGACGCACGCGCGAGUGUUCUGGGUCGUCUAGCAAGGACGAUGCUCGAUACGCGAUGAGGGACUUUUCGCUCCUUAAUUUUGUCGGUUACUAUGGGCUGUCCAAGCUGUGUGUGAUAUGGAACACGAGACUUUUGGCGGAAAAGGUUUCAAAGCUUACUUUGGGAACCUCGCUGGAUGUGAAUGAAGCGAGACCCUCAAAGAAUCAAGACGAAAAUGAGGUUUUGCAUGCAUCGGACAAAUUGGAGGGAGCACCACGUCGGCAGCAAUACCCUAAAGUAUUUGUGGCCUGUGUGCAUCCGGGUAUUGCUGCAACGCACCUCUAUCGGGACUUAUUACCUACAUGGGUUCUCGAUUAUGUUCUUUAUCUGCCUUCCCUUAUAAUAGGGAAAACUAUGGAUGAGGCGGCGCAGUCGACGCUUAAAGCUGCGGUUGAGGUAGAACAUAUGGUGCAAGGCGGUUAUUACAUGUGUGAUGGGGAGUACGGCCCCAACAGCGGUGUCAAUUGCCUUUCGAAACACGCCACGAACACUGAUGAGAUGGAGGCCUACGGGCGGUUUCUGCGUGGUUUCAUCCCCUAUGAUGAGCAAAUUGAGUAA
Phytomonas sp. EM1 is the source of this 1419-nucleotide messenger RNA. The record is from the annotation of a GenBank genome assembly. NCBI's taxonomy places the organism in Eukaryota, Euglenozoa, Kinetoplastea, Trypanosomatida, Trypanosomatidae.